CCGGCGGCGCGGCACGAGGAGAGCCGGAGAGCUGCGCGGCCGCUCCGCGUUCCCGAGCCCGUCCCGUCCCGUCCCGUCCCGCCGAGCCGCGGGUUCUCCGCGCGGUGAUGCGUCCCCGUCGGGCGGCCGCCUCCGCCGGGUCCUAGAGCCCUCGCGCCGCUCUGUCCCCGCUCCGCGCGGGGCGGCGGCCGCCCCCUGCUCGCCCGGGCGCCGGGCCAUGAGCACGGCAUGGGGGUGAACGCCGUGCACUGGUUCCGCAAGGGGCUGCGGCUCCACGACAACCCGGCGCUGCGGGAGUGCAUCCGGGGCGCCGACACCGUGCGCUGCGUCUACAUCCUGGACCCCUGGUUCGCCGGCUCCUCCAACGUGGGCAUCAACCGCUGGCGGUUUCUGCUUCAGUGUCUUGAGGAUCUUGAUGCCAAUCUACGGAAACUGAAUUCACGUUUGUUUGUUAUUCGUGGACAGCCAGCAGAUGUUUUCCCCAGGCUUUUUAAGGAAUGGAGCAUUGCAAAACUGUCUAUUGAAUACGACUCGGAACCAUUUGGCAAGGAGAGAGAUGCAGCAAUUAAGAAGCUGGCUAGUGAAGCUGGAGUGGAGGUCAUCGUUCGAAUUUCUCACACAUUAUAUGACCUAGACAAAAUUAUAGAAUUAAAUGGAGGACAGCCACCUCUUACUUACAAGCGAUUCCAGACUCUGAUUAGUAGAAUGGAACCUCUGGAGAUGCCAGUGGAGACUAUAACCCCGGAGGUAAUGCAGAAAUGUACCACUCCAGUUUCCGAUGACCACGAUGAGAAAUACGGUGUCCCGUCGCUUGAAGAGCUAGGUUUUGACACAGAUGGUCUGCCUUCUGCUGUAUGGCCUGGGGGAGAAACAGAAGCUCUCACACGACUGGAGAGACAUCUAGAACGAAAGGCUUGGGUAGCAAACUUUGAAAGACCACGAAUGAAUGCCAAUUCCCUUCUGGCAAGCCCUACAGGGCUUAGUCCCUACCUCCGCUUUGGCUGUUUGUCCUGUCGACUCUUUUAUUUCAAGUUAACGGACCUGUACAAAAAGGUAAAAAAGAACAGCUCCCCUCCCCUCUCCCUCUAUGGCCAGCUGUUAUGGCGUGAAUUUUUCUACACAGCGGCAACUAACAAUCCACGGUUUGAUAAAAUGGAGGGGAAUCCUAUCUGUGUUCAAAUUCCGUGGGAUAAGAAUCCUGAGGCUUUGGCCAAAUGGGCAGAAGGCAGGACAGGUUUCCCUUGGAUUGAUGCAAUCAUGACCCAGCUGCGACAAGAAGGCUGGAUCCACCACUUUGCCCGGCACGCUGUGGCCUGCUUUUUGACUCGAGGUGACCUCUGGAUUAGCUGGGAAGAAGGAAUGAAGGUCUUUGAAGAGCUCUUACUUGAUGCAGAUUGGAGCGUGAAUGCUGGGAGCUGGAUGUGGCUGUCCUGUAGUUCCUUCUUUCAGCAGUUUUUUCACUGCUACUGUCCAGUGGGUUUUGGCAGAAGAACUGACCCAAAUGGAGAUUACAUCAGACGUUAUUUGCCUGUACUUAGAGGCUUCCCUGCAAAAUACAUCUAUGAUCCUUGGAAUGCCCCAGAGAGUGUCCAGAAGGCUGCAAAAUGUGUGAUAGGAGUUAACUAUCCCAAACCAAUGGUAAACCAUGCAGAAGCAAGCCGUCUGAAUAUUGAGAGGAUGAAACAAAUUUACCAGCAGCUUUCACGAUACAGAGGACUGGGUCUUCUUGCAACAGUGCCUUCUAAUCCAAAUGGAAAUGGAAAUGGUGGCCUAAUGAGCUUUUCACCAGGAGAAAGCAUUUCUGGUUGUAGCAGUGCAGGAGGAGCUCAGCUGGGAUCCUGUGACGGUCAGACAGCUGGCGUUCAGACAUGUGCCCUGGGAGACUCUCAUACAGGAGGAAGUGGAGUUCAGCAGCAAGGUUACUGUCAAGCAAGUAGUAUCUUACGCUACGCUCAUGGAGACAAUCAGCAAUCACACUUAAUGCAGCCAGUGUCAGGAAGAGCAUCUCUUGGUACUGGCAUUAGCGCUGGGAAACGCCCAAAUCCAGAAGAAGAAACUCAAAGUGUUGGGCCAAAAGUCCAGCGGCAGAGCACCAAUUAAACUGCAUUGUUAGAAGAGGAGAUAUCGCUUAACACCCAGGACAAAGUUUCUGCUACUCCAUAUUGGGACUGAAGAGUUGUGAGAGUCCUCGUAGUAAAAUAACAUGCUUUUUCAUAAGUUAUUUUCAAUUGUUCUCAGUUGUUGUAAAGUCCAAUUUUUGGAGCGCAUUAUUUCUAACUGGCAUUUCUAUGGUUUUUAACUUUUUAAUGACUCUUUCACAAAGGAUAAAUUGAGUUUUGUAUAUAAAGUAUUUGGUGAAGUAUUUGCUAACUUAAUGUAAAUACAAGCAUUCAUCAUUAGCAUAGACCCAUCGAUAUAUUUUUGAUAAUCUUUCAUGUACAUGGUAUUAGAAAGAGCUGUAGCGACAUUCUGUAAAACAGAUGGACAUAGAAAGCUUUGGAGUUUUUAAACUGCCAUUAUUUUUAGAUCCCAGGAUUUGACUUCUGUACGAUCAACUUCAUAUUUUCGUAACGUAAGUGAUUAGGACUGUGUUUAAUCAAAUACAGUAGAGCCGUAAUCUUUACUAAUCGCACUUGUAUAUAAAGUCAUACGCCAAUUUUUUUUGUCAGGCUGUAAAAUUUUGAUGUAUAUGUCCAGUCCUUGUAUUUCUCAGUUGCCUUGUUCAGUAAUGACAUAAUGUUGUUAAUAAAAAAGGAAAACUGUAUGGCUGGAUACGAA
This is a messenger RNA of Coturnix japonica (Japanese quail), 2778 nucleotides long. It is a transcript of the gene CRY1, whose product is annotated as cryptochrome circadian regulator 1. Gene Ontology annotation, molecular function: DNA binding; FAD binding. NCBI's taxonomy places the organism in Eukaryota, Metazoa, Chordata, Aves, Galliformes, Phasianidae. Gene Ontology annotation, biological process: circadian regulation of gene expression; entrainment of circadian clock by photoperiod; negative regulation of DNA-templated transcription. The record is from RefSeq and is a predicted model, not a curated record. Gene Ontology annotation, cellular component: nucleus; cytoplasm.